AUGAGAUCCGACUGUGUUUCGGUUGCUACCAAUGGAGAACAGUCCAAAUCACCGAAACAUCUCUCAUUGGGCCAGUUUUACAUAGGAAGUGGUGAUGUACGAUUGGCCAAAUGCCAUUCUCCUCCCAUGACCACCAAACUGGAUAAAAACCAUGCUCAAAUAUGUAGCAACCCGGAAGGAAUAGAAUCUGAUGGUAUCCAGUUAUCGUCACAUAUUACAUCACCAUCCAGCCAACCGCCACGCCCGAAAUCCACUCAGGAGAUCAAGGUGUUGGACAAUGUCGGUUUGACUAAACCGCAACUCGAGACUCCUGGCUCUGUGGCCUUAAGCUUGGCAGAAGGUCCGGGUUUAGUGAUGCCUGCAACCUCUUUGCCUCCUGUACCUCCGGGUACGGAUCGACAAGUCGCAUUUCAACCCGCCUCACGUGUUUACGAAUUAGUUGAGGAGCCCUGGCGUGAUUCGGCACCCAAUGGUGGUUGGGGAUGGUUGGUCGUAUUUGGCAGCUUCCUGUGCAUGUUUGUGGUAGACGGAGUCUGUUUUUCCUACGGGAUGUAUAUGCACGAGCUGAUUGUGGAAGGCAAAUUCCCUGGCGAGCAACCCGGUGCACAACCGAGCCGACCAUCGUUAUCCGCUCUCACUUUGCCGGGUGCAAUGUUAUGCGGGACGUACUUGCUGAUUGGUAUCGGAUUCGGUCUUAUCUAUCUUCCUGCCAUCACUGUUGUCGGGCAUUGGUUUGAGCAUCGCCGUGCAUUUGUGGUCGGUGUGGCCAUGUGCGGUGGCAGUCUGGGAUCGGGUGUUGUGGCUGCUGUUAUCCGUCCGUUGGCGCGUCAUGUCGCCUGGCGUGGCACACUCCUACUCACCGCGGCUCUGUUUUUUCAAACUCUGAUUGGUAUUGCUCUGUUUCGUCCACUCUACGUGCACGAACUGAUUCAAAUCGCCCAGCGACACAAACACCGUCGCCGUGAGGCGCGUCGUCAAAUCGAUAUGUUGAAAAAACGGGGCAAAAAGAGAACCAGUACUUUUGUCAAACAUUCCGCUGAAAGAAAAACAUAUUUUCAACGUGGUUCGAUCAUGGCUCGCAUUAUUGAGGAAAAAUCGCGUCAACGGACAACAUCCACUGGCAGCCUAGACGGGAUGGUGAUUACUCGAGAAAACGAAUUAGCUGCCCUAUCUGAUCCGGACGCGUACGAGGUUGUGAUGGCCGCGGCCACCGCGUACGUGAGUCAACAACAGCAGCAGCUACAACAACAACAACAGCUCGCUGCCACAACCACAACAGUUGGUCAAAUGCCAGUCGAGGUCGCCACUUCGAGCACAACCACCACAGCGACGAUGGCCACGAUCUCAGCGACGUCAACGGCGACGACAUCAACCACAACUAAUACGGUAUCCAAUCCGGCUUACGAACGAACUGCUCUGGUCGGUACACUGCCAAAUCGUUGCGGACCGGGUAAUCUUCAGACGGUGAAGGAAGGUGUUGCUUUUCCAUCGCAACAUCAUGGAACUGUGGCUCCGGUUGCCGUCCUACCCCCACCGGUCCACUUCAGCCGCAUAGCUGUUCGUCGUAUCGCCUGUGCGAUUCUGCGUAAACUGCAUUCGGCCAAUCUAUUGCCUAGCAAUUUGUCUCUGGUUUCCGCCACAGCUAGUCGUAAUCGUCUUGGUCCGUUCUACAAUCCCGUGACCGGGGGCACAAUCCGGACGGACUCGUGGACCACAUUUGACACCGGUGCUCCGCCCGUGAUCAAACAAACCAUGAGCGAGCACACGAGCGGGGUGUAUGAUGCACUCGAUCCCGACGGGAUCUCGUUUCGUGAACGCGGUGGGGAACGUAAAACCAGUCUGGUAACCAAUGUCGGCUCGAAAAAGUACUCGUUGCACAGUGAUGCUUUACCCCAGUCUGAUCUAAUGGGAUUGGAAGUGCCAAAACCCGUGGUUUCCGAUAGACCAAUACCUCGUAAUGCCACCGGGUUCAGAUAUUCUACUCAAAAUGAACCUUCCCGUUCCCCAUCGCAACCGGCCUCCAUGAUCAGUUUGGAUUCGCGCACAGACCGGCUGAUCUCUCGGGAAUUGCACUCCCUCCCGUUAGACAUUCCGACCAAAGAGUCCGUGUUGGCCGCGAUUCGAAUGGAACUGUCUCGGCCGAAAUACCGAGCUGAUUUUUUCCACUCAGUUGGGCGCAAAACAUCCGCUACCGAUGCCGAGCUGGAGUUACGCGCUAGUUUGAUUGAGAAAUUUCUGAAUCAAAGCUAUUGGUCUCGGAUUAAGGACUUGUUGGGCCUUUGGUAA
Messenger RNA from Echinostoma caproni, 2286 nucleotides. NCBI's taxonomy places the organism in Eukaryota, Metazoa, Platyhelminthes, Trematoda, Plagiorchiida, Echinostomatidae. The record is from the annotation of a GenBank genome assembly.